Ciona intestinalis (vase tunicate) is the source of this 1731-nucleotide messenger RNA. The record is from RefSeq and is a predicted model, not a curated record. NCBI's taxonomy places the organism in Eukaryota, Metazoa, Chordata, Ascidiacea, Phlebobranchia, Cionidae.
AAACGUCGGCGAUCGCUGAGGAACAUUCGUAGUUUAGUUUUGAACGAGUGGUGCAAUGGAUGUGGAAAGUGUUGGUUGUUUAUGGGGGUUGUACUCUAGUUGGGUGACAACAUGUUUAAUGGGGUUGCUCACCCUUGUUAUAUUGGUGUAUUAUUAUUGGUGGAAGUUACCCCACCCCCGGUACCCACCUGGAGUGAGGGGAAUACCCGUGAUGGGGGCUACCCCAUUCUUCGGAAAAUACCCCCAAGAAACUUUAGCAAGAUGGUCACGUGAUAAAUAUGGUCCGAUCAUGUCGGCUCGGUUCGGUCAAGACGAAGCUGUUGUGUUGAACGAUUUUGAAACGAUGCAUGAGGCAUUCGUGAAAAACCUUCAAUAUUUCAACUCACGACCAACGUUUCAAAUAGUGGAGCAGUACACAAACGGGUAUGGCUUCGGUUUCGCUGACGGGCAUAAAAAGUUUUUGGAAGUCAGAACAUUUAGCCAGUCCGCUCUACGGGGGCUUGGCAUUGGAAAGCGAACGAUGGAAGCACGAGUGUCUGAAGUUGCUCAAGAUCUCGUCAGAACUUUGGAAGAUUUGGAUCAAAAAGCAACCGAUGUUAAGAUGGUGAUUGGAACCGUAGUGGCAAACGUCAUCAGUAGUGUAGCUUUCGGGAAAACUUACGAUCCAGGCGACGCCGAGUUUGAACACCUUGUGCAAUGCAGCUUUAACUGCUAUGGCGACCCCGAUAACUCCGAACACGUCAAUUUUCUGAUCUUCUACCCAGCAAUGAGACACAUACAACCUUUCAAACGAUCGCUGGAGAAGUUCUAUGUCGUGCAGAAUGGAAUAUUAGAUUUUUGUCGCAAAGAGAUUUUGGAACACAAAAAGAACCUUGAUGAGAACGAACCCGGGGAUUACAUUGAUGCUUUUCUUGUGGAGAUGAAGAAACAUUCACCUCAAGAUUCAUGGUUUCAUGAGAAGCAGCUUCAACAUGCGGUGGUCGAUUUGUUUAUUGCUGGGACGGAGACGAGCACAAACACAAUACUAUGGGCGUUGUUGGCGUUGAUCCAUUACCCGGAAACACAAGAGAAACUUUACCAAGAGCUGCUUGAGAACAUUGGUGAGCAAGUCCUACCAAGCAUCGACCAGCGAGACAAACUUCCAUUAUUCCGCGCUUUUAUCCAAGAGAUCUUCAGGUUCAAGACGCUUGUCCCCCUGUCUGUCACUCACAGAGCUAGUGAUGACGUAGAGAUCGGUGGUUACGUCAUACCGAAGGGGACAAAGGUAUUCCCGAACAUCCACGCCGUUCACCACGAUCCAAAUAUCUGGAAGAAUCCGAGCGAGUUUAACAUUUAUCGUCACAUCGAUAAAGACGGGAAGUUCAUUCCUUCCAAGAAAGUGAUCCCGUUUGGAAUCGGAUGCAGAUCGUGUCUUGGUGAAAAGUUGGCGAGGAUUGAGAUCUUCCUCUUCCUUGCCAACAUCAUCAAGAGGUUCAAGGUCCUCCCUGAUCCUAAGAGCCAAGAUCUUCCCGAAUUCAAAGAUGGCGUCAACAGUAUCAUAUAUGUCCCAUAUAGGUACAAAGUUGUCGCUAAACCGAGGAUCGUCAACGAAUAAUAACGUUACGUUGAUGGCGUCACGCUGAUGGCGUCAUGCAUACCUAUAUCCCCACAUUAUAACAUUACGCCGCUUAACCUUAUAAUCAUGGGUGUUGCAUUAUAAUCAUGCGAAUACAAUCUAUUGACAUCAAACUA